Molecule: messenger RNA, 1026 nt
Organism: Penicillium egyptiacum
Lineage: Eukaryota; Fungi; Ascomycota; Eurotiomycetes; Eurotiales; Aspergillaceae
Source: the annotation of a GenBank genome assembly
AUGCCGCCUGUCCAUCACGGCCAGUGGUCUUUCGACGGGGACACUUUCUACGUCACUUCCUCAUGCGGUCAUGUCCACCCACGCGCAACAUAUUUCGAGCUGGAUGACAUUUUCAGUACACCAUUAGGCGACAGAAGAAACGGAGCCGACCACGAGGACCACUGGUACGAAGCACAGCUUCUCCACUUUGGACUACCACCGACGAAAAGCAAAGCUACAGCCAAGAUGAGGUUGAUGGAUGCCUUUCAGGAUGGAACACUAGACGUUCCGGAGGAAAUACUCGAAAUGGAGCACAAACUGACAAGGAACUGGAUUAAACAAGACUUGGAGGCCCGUGUGAUGGGUCCUUCGAUGCAACCUCCAGUCGAUCCUGACAUCGCAAGAGCUACGGCAACUGACGCGAUUGAACUUGGCGCCACCCGGAGACCGUCGGGUGAUGAGGAGGGAAAGGUAUUCAGUGCAGGCUUCGCUGGAGGAACCGGUAUGCAAGGCAACAGGCCAUCCCAACGAAGCAAGGUCCAACCACCCCACGCUCACACAAAGAGAAGAAAAUGCAAUUCCGGAGAGCAAUCGACGCGCCCUAUGAAGGCUCCCAGAUGUCGCAGCGAAACUGGUGGACCCGAUUUGCAACAGAUCCAGGUCAACACGAACGAUGAGACCUUCCACCAGAGAUCAACAGGUAUUCCAGUAUCAGUGGGAAACGGACGCGGACGCCCUGCUCCGGACAGAGAAUUGCGGCCGGUUGGAUAUCAGACAGUACCCCUAUCGCAUCGCACUACCUAUGGAACGGUGAGAUGUCUUUCCGUGUACAAUAAACGCAGUAUAACCGUCUCUGACCAGAAUACACAGAGCACCCAACUACCUCCGACCGGGCUAAUGGACACGGACGGUGCGAGUGACUAUCAUGGGUACAGCUACAAGCCCACGACUGACUCGGACCAACCUUCUCUACCUCGAGGCUGGAUGGAGUUUCAAGAACAGAGAUUCAGUGGCGAAGGUAUGAGUGGAUUUCGGAAUUUGGAUUAG